Messenger RNA from Chara braunii, 1175 nucleotides. The record is from the annotation of a GenBank genome assembly. NCBI's taxonomy places the organism in Eukaryota, Viridiplantae, Streptophyta, Charophyceae, Charales, Characeae.
CUCAGCCCUGACCCCCAGUGGAAAACCCGUCUCCACCCCUGUUUCGUCGCGACCUUCAACCCCCUCUCACCACCUACCCACUGCCGCUGCCGGUUCAAUUUUUUCCACACCCACCGAGAAGACAUCAUUGACGAUCGAUCUAAUUAGCAAGUCAAUUCCUGAAUGCAGUCGUCUGGAAGACGUGUUGAAGCUAUCUAUGCCCAACCAAUCAAUCGAGCUGAUCUCGCCAGAUCUUGGCCGAUAUCUUGUGAAUCUUACGCAGCUCGAUCUGUCGAACAACCUGAUCGAGCGGAUAGAGCACCUGGACAGGCUGCCACAUCUCCGAAAACUUGUGUUGACGUCCAACAAAAUAUCUCGACUGGACAAUGUAGAUAAGCUGCAGAAGCUGGAAUAUCUCUUAAUCCAAAGUAAUUACGUUUCACUCAUAGACGAGGUAGAGAAGCUGCGGGGGCUGACGAGGCUGUCCACCUUGUAUUUUCAAAACAUUGACAGGACGCAGAAAAACCCUAUCUGCUUCGUGGACAAUUAUAGGACACGUGUAUUGGAGGUAUUGCCGAGCUUGCGGAACUUAGACGGAGAGAGGAUUCGAUCUAUCGUUGCCGCCGUGGCAGCCGGGGCGGGGGGGGGGUCGACAGUCUCUUCCAUCGCCAAUCAUUGGUGUUCAUCCUUAUCUUCCAUCGCCUCCUCAUUCUCCUCUUCCUCUUCUGCUUCGUCUUUCUCCUCCUCCCCCUCCUCCUCCUCCUCCACCUCCUGCUCCUCCUCCUCCUCCUCCUUCUCCUCCUCCUCCUCCUCCUCCUCCUCCUCCUCUGCCACUACGCUUGGCUCUGUUGACUUCUUGGUCUUGCGCUCCGCCAGUGAUGAGACCUCGAUGGAUGGAGUUGACGUCAACAAGCUCACUGCAACGCUCGCUAAUCAGCGAUCGCGAUGGUGGGGUCCGGAUUGCUUGGAAUUGAUGGGCCCUGAAGAUUACCGACGGUCGGGAUCGUCCGAAUGCAGUAAGGCAUUGGAGUCUCGGGUAAAGCAGUUCCAAGAGAUCGUCAGAGAUUGCACGUCCCUUUCUCAAAACUGCAGUUCAUUGCUCAAAGAGCACAACAGACUGGUUCGAGAAAUUAUUGCGGCAAAAAAAUCAUCAUAGUCAUCAUCAUGACCACAAAACCGCUGUUGAUUUCUUUUCU